Solea senegalensis (Senegalese sole) is the source of this 933-nucleotide messenger RNA. RefSeq names its product goosecoid (gene gsc). Gene Ontology annotation, cellular component: nucleus. NCBI's taxonomy places the organism in Eukaryota, Metazoa, Chordata, Actinopteri, Pleuronectiformes, Soleidae. The transcript is spliced from 3 exons. The coding region runs from base 184 to 915 and encodes 243 amino acids. The record is from RefSeq and is a predicted model, not a curated record. Gene Ontology annotation, biological process: regulation of transcription by RNA polymerase II. Gene Ontology annotation, molecular function: RNA polymerase II cis-regulatory region sequence-specific DNA binding; DNA-binding transcription factor activity, RNA polymerase II-specific.
AGUCUCUACCACCAUGACGCAAAUCUAACGAACUUGUUUUUUCUUACCGAGAACGGAAAUCCUAAAACCAUCGCGUUAUUGUUGCUGUUGAGAUUGCUGAUAUUAUUGCUAUUAGUACUAUUAUCAUUUACCGCGCGCUUUUCCACCUUUCCCACACUUCUCUCCCCUCUUCUCCGGUGUGUGAUGCCCGCCGGGAUGUUCAGCAUCGACAGCAUCUUGUCCGGCAGACCGAGCUGCAAAGAGCCGCUGCUGCUGCACCGGAGCGGCCCAGUGGUGCUGUCCGCCGCCGGCCUCACGGAUUCUAUCUACACCGACUACAACGGACUGUACUCGGCCACGUGUGGACCUUCUCCUCCCGGGAUUCAGUCUGUGAACGGGACCAGGAUUGGAUAUAACGGCUACUACUACGGACAGCUUCAGGUCCAGAGCGCCGGAGGAGGAGGGCCGUCAUGCUGCGGCUCUGUGCCGGGCCUCAGCCCGCAGCAGUGCCCCUGCAUCCCCGCAGGCUACGACAGCCCGGGUUCGGUGCUCAUCUCGCCGGUACCUCAUCAGAUGAUGUCCUACAUGAACAUGGGCAGUCUGUCGCGCACCGAGCUACAGCUCCUCAACCAGUUGCACUGCCGCAGGAAGCGCCGGCACCGCACCAUCUUCACGGACGAGCAGCUGGAGGCUCUGGAGGGACUCUUCCAGGAGACCAAGUACCCGGACGUGGGCACACGAGAGCAGCUGGCCCGCAAAGUUCACCUCCGAGAGGAGAAGGUGGAGGUUUGGUUCAAAAACAGACGCGCCAAAUGGAGGAGGCAGAAACGGUCUUCAUCAGAGGAGUCCGAGAAUUCACAGAAAUGGAACAAAACCACCAAAACGUCCGCGGAGAAAACCGAGGAGAGCAAAAGCGAGGUGGACUCAGACAGCUGAUAGUCACAGAGACUGGAA